AAAGUUGCCCCUUCGCGAGAGAGAUAGUGAAAAAGGCGCGAUCGUCCCGGGACAAAUGUAUCAGAGUGCCUGUGGAGCGGCAACAGGUGGAUGCGUAAAGACUGAGCACAGUCACAGUCGCGAGAGCAACUUGAUAUCACAUGAGCCCGCUGUGGCGCCCAUCGAGCACGAUUACAGUGGCUUUGACAUCGUUAAGGCCACCCAGUAUGGGGCAAUUGGGCGAGUUAAGGAGCUCAUCGAGGCUGGCUGGGACGUCAACCAGCCCGACAGUGAGACGGUGACUCUGCUCCAUUGGGCUGCCAUCAACAAUCGCAAGGACAUCAUAAAGUAUUUCCUGGAGAAGGGAGCUGUCGUGGAUGCCGUUGGGGGUGAACUCAAUGCCACUCCACUGCACUGGGCCACAAGACAGGGGCACAUUAGUGCGGUGGUGCUGCUGCUGGCCGCUGGAGCAGAUCCCAGUAUCAGGGAUGCCGAGGGAGUGUCCUGCAUUCACCUGGCAGCUCAGUUUGGGCACACAGCCCUUGUGGCCUAUUUCAUUGCCCGCGGAGUCAAUCCUGAUCUGCAGGAUCGCACGGGAAUGACUGCCCUGAUGUGGGCAGCAUGGAAGGUUGUGGAAAUUGAUCCGGUGAGGCUGCUGCUGACCCUGGGAGCCAAUCCCAGUGUCGUGGACCAUACACAUGGCAACACAGCUCUUCACUGGGCCAUCCUAGCGCGAAAUGCCACAGCAAUCAACACACUCAUCCUCAAGGGCAAGGCAAGUCUAGACAUUCCAAAUCUGCGUGGGGAUACUCCCCUGUCGAUGCUGCAGUCACAGAUUGGCUCAUUCUGGAUCUCUCCCAAAGUUGUGGAGAAGCUCCGGGAGUUGGGUCAGAUGCAGCAGAGGCGCAAUUUUCUUGUGCGCUGCUCGGUGGACAAGAGAGUUCGCUGGUGGACAAUGGUGGCCACACCAUUUCUUGUCUUCUAUCUGGCUGGCCUGAUUUUCAGCUCUGAUCUCCUGUACAUCAUCAAAUUCUUUCUUUUGGGCUGUCUCUAUGCUGUGACUCAUACUGUGGGCAGGGCUAUGUUCGAUGACCACCUCAUGACUCUCAUCCCACUCAGUGUCUAUCUGGCCACGAAAUUUUGGUUCUAUGUCACGUGGCUGGUGUACAUAGCACCGGCUGUUUCGGCCUGGCUAACCCUGGCCUUCCUGGCGUCCAGUGGUAUCCUUUGGUGGUGCUUCCUGAAGUCCUGGCGCGGAGAUCCGGGUGUCAUUCGACCGACGCAGGAGCAACGGAUGCGAACGAUCAUUGAGUUGAGCGAACGCGGAGGAGCAGGAUUCGCUCCACCGGGUUUCUGCUCCUCCUGCUUAGUCAGACGUCCGGUUCGUUCCAAGCACUGCUCCGUUUGCGAUCGAUGUGUUGCCCGGUACGAUCAUCACUGCCCCUGGAUUCAGAAUUGCGUCGGCAUUGGCAAUCACAAGCACUUCAUGGGCUUCCUGUGGGCGCUGAUGUUCAUGUGCGCCUGGAUGUUGUACGGAGGUGCACAGUUCUACACGGUUCAGUGCGAAGUGACGUUCGAUGGCUUCUGGAAUGCCCUAAUGGCCAUUGGCACGUGCCAGCCGUGGGUGGGAUGGGUGAUGGCCAAUGCACUGCUGCACAUGGCCUGGGUGGCAACUCUGGCACUGUGUCAGACGUACCAGAUUGUGGCAUUGGGCAUGACCACGAAUGAGCGCAUGAAUCGCGAUAGGUACAAGCAUUUUCAGGCCAAAGGGGGCAAGAGUCCCUUCACCAGGGGCUACAUCAAUAAUUUGGUGGACUUUCUGGAGUGCAGCUGCUUCGGCCUCAUCAAGCCCAAUCGCAUUGAUUGGAUGACAUUUUUUGACCUGGACAAACCGCAGGAGCACGAACCACUUCUCAGGCCGACGGACAACUAUCAGUAUGUCUAGGGAACGGAGAAGCCAUCCGUGGCUCCGGAGGAACAACCACAUGGCUCAGUCACAGUGUAAGUAACAUCCAAAAUCAAUCGUAUCCACGCAAGAAAAAAGUAGCUUGAGGGGCAGAAAGAGACUAAAAACAGUAUCCACAAGUUUCUUCAUCAAAACCAUAAAAAAAAACAUUUUAAUUUGACGACCUAAAGUACUGGGAGUGAUUAAGAGAAUGAUUCAGAAAGGAGAAGUAAAGACUUGAUUUUCUUUACAUUUUGUGAUAGGCUUCUAUAUUUUCCUAAGGUUGUCUUCUUUUUUUUUCUUAAGAGAAAAAAGUAGUAUCACAAGAAGACUAAUUUGUAAAUUGUAUUUAAGAAUAAAUUAAAAUUUACAGCUAUUCGCAAAGUGCAAAGAGAAAAGAUGUCGUAGAAAAAACAUUUUAAAAUACAGAUGGCGCUGUAGUCUAGAAAAUAUUUUUUUUACUUUCUUGACAGCGAGUUUGACAAGAAAUUAGAAAAGCAACAAUCACUAACGCCUGUCUUUUCCAGUGACGCCAUAUAAGUGGACUGUGAAAUUCAAACAAAAACAUCAGCAGCACUGAAGGGUAAUCCACUGUAGAAGGACAAACAUUUUUGUAGAGAAACAUAGCUAGAAAUGCGAAAUCACUUCUAAAAAAACACGAAAACCUUUUUUAAUUUCAGGAACACCUAAAAGAAACAUGAAAACAUUUCUAGAAGCGCGGAAUCGAGUUGGCAACGCAACAAAGAAACAUGAAAACAUUACAAAAAAAAUAAGGGAUCUCUUCUAGGAAACAAGAAAGGUUUCUGAGAAACUUUAAAGAGUCACAAAAGUGUUCCUAGAAAAAAGAAAUCGCUGGAAAUGACAAACACGUCCAAGAAACUUAAAAACGUUUUACUAAAUACGAAAAGCAUUCAUUAAUAAACAAGGAAACGGGUUUGAAAAUUUGGAAACGCUUCUAAAAUGUUGGCAACGCAACAAAGAAACAUGAAAACAUUACAAGUAACAUGGAAUCUAUUUUAAGAAACAAAACGUUUCAAAAACGUUUUUAGAGAUACGAAAUCGCUUAAAGGAAAUGAGAAACGCUACCAAGAAACAAGGAAAUGGGUUUGAAAAUUCGGAAACGGUCCUAAAGUGUUGGCAGCGUAACAAAGAAACAUGAAAAUAUUACAAUAAACACGAGAUUUCUACUAGGGGACGGGAAUCACUUCCAAGAAACUUCGAAACAUUUCCACAAAUGGUGGCAACUCACUAAGGGGAUACAAAAAUGUUUCUAGAAACGCAAAAUCGUUUUGAGGAAAUGAUACAACGUUUUGAAGAAACAUGAAAACGCUUCUAUAUGAGCGCAAAGUUGAUUUUAAUGGUCGGAAAACGCUUCCAAGAAACUUGAAAACGUUUCUGGAAAUGCGAAAUGCAUGAAUAAACAGGGAAACGGGUUUGAAAAUUCGGAAAUUGUUCUUAAAAGUUGGAAACGCAACAAAGAAACAUAAUAAUGGUAUAAGAAACACGGGAUCUCUAAUAGGAAACUAGAAACACUUCCAAGAAACUUCUUCGAGAAAUACUAAAUGCAUAAAUAAAUCAGGAAAAGGUUUUGAAAAUUCAGAAACGGUUUUAAAGAGUUGGCAACGCAACAAAGAAACAUGAAAACCGUACUAGAAACAAGGAAUCUAUUCCAGGCAACGGGAAACACAUUAAAGAGAUACAAAAACGUUUCUAGAGAUGCGAAAUCGCGUUAAGUAAAUGAGAAACGGUACUAAGAAACUCGGAAAUAUAUAUGAAAAAAAGCGGAAACGCUUUUAAUAAACAUAAAAAAACGUUAAAAAGCGCAAAAUCGAUCCUAAGAGACGGGAGACGCCUCCAAGGAACUUGAAAACGUUUCUAGAAAUGCGAAAUGCAUAAACAAACAAGAAAAUGGUUUUGAAAAUUCGGAAACGGUUCUAAAAUUUGCUAACGGAACUAAGAAAUAUGGAAAUGCUACAAGGAACAGAGAAUCUCUUCUAGCGAUUCUUCCAGGAAGCAGGAAGUCCUUCCGAGAAACUAGGAAAGAUUCCUUAAAAAAAAUGCGUAAACGUUUCUCAGAAACGCGAAAAUGUUUCCAGAAUUGCGAAAACCUAUUAAAAAACGCGGGAAUGUUUGUAAAAAAUACGAAAACAAUUUUAAGAAUCAUUGAAAGUACAUCUAAAAUUGAGGAAUGAGUUUUAAAAAUGCUGUAACACACCAUAGAAGUAUGAAAACGUUUCUAGAAGCGCGGAAUCUCUUCCAGGAAACAGGAACCGCUUCUAACAAACUCGAAAACGUUUGUAAAAGUAAGGAAAAUUUCCAAAGAACCCCAAAAAAGCUUUUGUAAGCGCAGAAAUAUUUCUGAGAAUUAUGAAAACUUUCAAGCGAGUUUUUAAAUUAAUAGCCUCAUUAAGAAAAUGAGUGGAAACUCAGAAUAUUUGAGGUUAUAUUACACGAAAAUUUGUUUCUAGUACAAUAAAAUGCUUCUCCUGGUAUUUUGAUGAGCUUAUCAUGAUUGAAGAAUUUUAGAAUGUCACAAAUCUUUUUAUUUGAGCCUUGUAACAUUGGAUUCAGUCACAUUUUCAAGAAAAACUUGUGAUACUACGAAGAUUGAGGCGUAACUUGCGGUGACGCCUUAAAAUGUCAGUGUUACGAGAAUUUAUAGAUAAUUCUGAAACUGUUCUGAAAUGCUCAAAUAUGCCAAAAUCGGUUCACAACUUCAAAAGUAUUCCAGAAUUUCUGAAGAAAUGCAAAAAGAACCUUUCAAUAAAUUUGCACUUUGCAACUAAAGUAAGUUUUCGAAAUUCUAAAGCGCAAUCCGAAAAUCAAGCUUAGAGAAAUUAAUGUUUUAAUUGGAAAUAUUUAAACUGAAAACAUUUAUUAAGUCUGAUACUGAUUGUAAAGCUGUGAAUGUUUUUUUCUCAUUUCGGAUUUUCUGAUUGCCGCUAGCUUCAAAGCAUUUGAAAAGCAUUAAAAAAAACUGUAGCCAAUCAGAGAAUUAAGUAAGGCUUUUAAGCUUUUUAUAGUAUCUUCGAACCGUUAUAGCAAAUUAAACCUUCUUUAGUAUUCACGUUCUGUGCAUUUCUUCAAAAAGGUAAAGCGAAUAUCAGUUCAAUUAUAGCAAAAUAAUUCCGAAACUUCUGAAAAUCUUUCUCGUCAUAAAAAUACUCCAUGAAUUCCCUGCAUAUGGCACUAAAUGUGCUUUUAUAGGACGAAAGCUCAAUACUGUUGAGCUUUUUUUCAUGAGAAGUCUUUCACUUUCGUCGCUCUCGUCUGUUUCAUCCAAUGACAGCUUGUAAAUAAUACAAAAUAUUUGAAGGGCCUACACAUCAAUAAACGUAUUUUUCAGCAAAUGUCCUUCGAAAUUACGAAAGUAAUUAUUCGAAAAGCCCUUAGAAAGAGGGUUACAUUACUUAAAUCGAUUUCUGAAUCAUUCUCCGUAUUUUUUUUUAUUUAAAUUUUGUAUCCAUUUGGUAAAUCUCCAAGUCAUUAGAUAGAAUAACAAGUUAACUCAUAAAAAUGGAGAAUAUCCAACAUACUUCAUUUUAGAAGGAUUUUUUAAACAUAAAUCAAAAGAUAAUACAGAAUAUAAAAAAAGAAAGAAAAUAAUAAUAAAAACGGGAAGAAACUUUGAUUGAAAUGGAAAGUGAACUACAAAAAAUAAAAAAAAGAAUCUAGUCAAUAAUAAAGCUAAAUAAUUUAUCGAGUAAUAAAUUUGCAUAUUAAAUGUUUUACACACAAAAUAAAGAGAAUAAAAAAAAACAAAGAACACCGCUAUCAUACGAUUUACUACAAUAUCUAAAUGUUCUAUAUAUACAUAACUUACAUUAUAAAAAAUGAUAACCAGAAGCAAAACAAGUGAAAUUGUGAAUGAUAAAAUGUAAAAAUCAAGACAGAAAAAAUGAUAGAAAAUCGCUUAAGGACAUUAAAAACAAAACAACAAACAAAUGAAUGCUCGAUGUGUCAUUGAAAGUUUUUUCAAUAUUCAUUAAAUCCUUUUUCAAAACUUUUAUCAUAGAGCAAGAAACAAAAGUCAUUCUAGAUUUAAUAGCAAUAUUAAGCGCUUUUCAUAAUAAAAGGAUUAAAAUUGAGAUGUGGGGCUAAAACAAAAUCUUUUCCGAUUGAAUCUAAAUAAACAAAAAUUUAUUAAAUGUAACAAAGAAAAUGUGAAUAUUCAUUAUUAAACAAAAAAAAAGAAUUAAUCGAAAGUUUUAAUAAUUGAGAAAAAAAUCUAA
Phlebotomus papatasi is the source of this 6156-nucleotide messenger RNA. RefSeq names its product palmitoyltransferase Hip14 (gene Hip14). The record is from RefSeq and is a predicted model, not a curated record. Lineage: Eukaryota; Metazoa; Arthropoda; Insecta; Diptera; Psychodidae. Gene Ontology annotation, biological process: protein palmitoylation. The coding region runs from base 56 to 1924 and encodes 622 amino acids. Gene Ontology annotation, molecular function: palmitoyltransferase activity; protein binding. The transcript is spliced from 4 exons. Gene Ontology annotation, cellular component: Golgi membrane.